Ziziphus jujuba (common jujube) is the source of this 2422-nucleotide messenger RNA. RefSeq names its product regulator of nonsense transcripts UPF3. Gene Ontology annotation, biological process: nuclear-transcribed mRNA catabolic process, nonsense-mediated decay; positive regulation of translation. Gene Ontology annotation, cellular component: cytoplasm; nucleolus. The transcript is spliced from 14 exons. Bases 154 to 1737 code for a protein of 527 amino acids. NCBI's taxonomy places the organism in Eukaryota, Viridiplantae, Streptophyta, Magnoliopsida, Rosales, Rhamnaceae. The record is from RefSeq and is a predicted model, not a curated record. Gene Ontology annotation, molecular function: mRNA binding.
CCGUCACUACCCUUCCUGUGUGUCACAGUGUCACUCUCCUUUUGGCAAAAUUUCCAUGCAUGGCUGAUAGCUUUGGGGCUUUUGUGCGGUCCAAUUUGACAUUUGAUAAAUUGAUGACAAUUAGGGCACGAUUUUACCCAAGAAAAGAAGAAGAUGAAGAUGAUGAAGACUAGUUUCGGUCGAACCAAGGUUGUGCUGCGCCACUUACCCCCUGCAAUUUCGCAGACUGCGCUCGUCGACCAAAUCGACUCGGUUUUUGCUGGCCGCUACAAUUGGUUUUUUUUUCGUUCCGGGAAGAACAGCAGCCAGAAGCGUCAUUCUUAUUCUAGAGCCUAUCUUGACUUCUCACGGCCAGAGGAUGUUAUUGAGUUUGCUGAACUCUUUGAUGGGCAUGUGUUUGUUAAUGAAAAAGGCAUUCAGUUUAAAAGUAUUGUUGAGUAUGCUCCUUCACAGCGUGUUCCAGUACAAUGGUUCAAAAAAGAUGGUCGUGAAGGAACAAUAUUUAAAGAUUCUGAGUAUUUGGAGUUCCUUCAAUUUCUUGAAAAGCCUGCUGAGAAUCUUCCUAGUGCAGAGAUACAAUUGGAGAGAAGAGAAGCAGAACGAGCUGGUGCUGGAAAAGACACUCCUAUAAUUACACCAUUAAUGGACUUUGUUCGCCAAAGAAGAGCUUCAAAGGGUGGAGCCCGGAGGUCGCUUUUGAAUGGUAAAUCAGGCAGAAGAGCUAUUGGAUCAUCGUCUGGAAAUUCUGGUUUAGCCUCAUCGAAACGAGGUUCUGAUGAGGGAAGGAAUUCCACUAAAAUGUAUGUUUUGAGGGAUGCUACAAAAAGAACUAAUGCCAGAGACAGGUCAAAUUACGUCCUUGUUUCCAAGCAAGAUGAUCAACAGCUUUCUGAAAAGUCUAUUCCUUUCACUUCUGCAGCUGGAACUGAAAUGUUCUUGGAGGAAAGUGGAAUUUUUGGAAUUAAUAAUGCUGGGAAAAAGAAGGUUCUUCUUCUGAAAGGGAAAGAAAGGGAGACAUGUCAUGUGUCUGCCAACAUGUCACGGCAGCAGAAUGUUAUAUUAACUAAAAAUAUGGUUGGUCCAAUUUCUCUCAAACAGAACCAGCGAUGCGAGGGUAGUGGAAGGAUAAUCAGAAGCAUACUUCUGAAUAAGGAUGCACAUCAAAGUCAGUCUUCUGCAGUCCGCUCUGAUCGGCAAGUUCGGACUUCAAAUCUGGAAAAGGGCAAAUGGCAUCCUCGGCCCCAACAUGUACAAUUGAUUUUGAAGGAUACAAAUGGGGCACCAGACUAUAAGAUUGUUGGGAAUGACUUGCAUCGACUUUGUUGUGAGAAGCAGGAUAAACGUACAAGAAAUAAGAAUAGAUCUCUUCGUGGUGUCUGGACCCCACGUCAACGUUAUGGUGGAUCUUUUGUGAAUGAUGAACUGUUAUCCUCUUCUGCUUCUCAGCCUACACUGUCACUGUUGUAUCCAGAAGGAAGUCAUGGAGAUCCGAAAGUUGGCAUAUCAAAUGCAAGGAGUGGAGAAACGAAAACCCUUGGAAGUGGAUGUAGCAGUUAUUCUUCUUUAGAUAAUGGCUCCUAUAAACAUAUGGGCCAUUGUGGACCAACAAAUAAUGUCAAGGAUGUGGACAGCUCUUCUAUUAUAAAUGAAGGGAAGCAUUCAAAAAGAGGUGGUGCCGGCUAUGGUUCCCAUGAGGUGAAACAAGUAUGGGUUCAGAAGUCAAGUUCUGGUUCAUAGUGUUUUUGAAUUGUGACGUAUAUUUUCACUUGAAUUGGAGCAUGCAACCCGUGGCUGGAUGCUGUCUGUUUAUGGUGGACAAAAACUGGGUACAGACAAAGUUUAAGUGAUGAAAGAUAUUCCAUAUGACAUUCCUUUUCGAAAAAUGGAUCUGGAUUGAUGUUUAUGGUGGUGUAAUUAGUAUAUUGUGAAUGAAGGAAUCACAAAUUCACAGCUAAGGAAAAAGAACAUAUCAGCAUCCAUAUCAUAUAUAAUACCACAGUGUCUUUGGGCUGUGCUCUUCAACUGGACUACGCAUGGAGCUGGAAAACUAUUAUUGUCUGUUACCUGACUGCAUUUGGGAAGUUUGGUGUUAGAUAUCGAAUUGUAAAUAUAAAUAGCCGUAUGGAUUACUUGGUUUAUUUAUGACAUGGGCUUUGCCUGGUUGAGCAGUCUUUUAUUAUGCAACCGGUUACCAUUUAAAACCCUGGUAUUUUUUUGGGCGCCUAACUAAGCAGCAUGGGCAUCUUUGCAAUUGUAUUCUCCUUAGAAGCAUGGCAGGGUGUUUGCCAGAGGAGUUGCAGUUAAAUGGUCUUGUUUUGGCUGUUUCACAUUGUUUUAGUUGAAAGGUGACACUGCGUUAUGCUGUAUGACCCUUUGGCUUUUUGCAUGCAGUUCAGAAAUCAGGGUGCCAUUUUUUUUUUUU